This is a messenger RNA of Gossypium raimondii (Peruvian cotton), 872 nucleotides long. RefSeq names its product vacuolar protein sorting-associated protein 28 homolog 1. Gene Ontology annotation, biological process: protein transport to vacuole involved in ubiquitin-dependent protein catabolic process via the multivesicular body sorting pathway. Gene Ontology annotation, molecular function: protein-containing complex binding. The record is from RefSeq and is a predicted model, not a curated record. The coding region runs from base 167 to 790 and encodes 207 amino acids. The transcript has a single exon. Lineage: Eukaryota; Viridiplantae; Streptophyta; Magnoliopsida; Malvales; Malvaceae. Gene Ontology annotation, cellular component: ESCRT I complex.
UUUUUUUCUCGAUUUUAGUUUUCGAUCAUCUGUUUCAUCAUGUUGUUUGAGCGUAUUUUUUUCUUUGUUGGUUUUUUCUGUUUGGUUCCCUAGAAAAUCAGAUAGAAAGAAAAGAGCAUUAGUGAUCCAUGCGCAAGAAUUCAUAAAAAAGAUCAUUGUUUUUUUUAUGGAGGUUAAGCUAUGGAACGACAAGAGCGAGAGAGAAACUUACGAAAAUUUCGCAGAGAUUUACGCCAUUAUCAAAACAACAGAAAAGCUCGAAAAAGCUUACAUAAGAGAUAUCAUUUCAUCAUCUACAUACGAACCUGAAUGUCAAAAACUCAUCGCCCAUUUCAAAACCCUAGCUUCCGCUCUCAAAGAUACAAUCCCCAGCAUCGAACGCUUUGCAGACACGUACAAAAUGGAUUGCCCAGCCGCUUUAUACCGUUUAGUAACCUCUGGAGUACCCGCCACUGUGGAACACCGUCGUGUUUCGACGGAAGGAACGGCUGCCUUUGUGGCGGAAUGCGUACAAAAUUUCAUUACCGCCAUGGAUUCAUUGAAGCUUAAUAUGGUGGCGGUUGAUCAAUUGCACCCGUUAUUGACCGAUCUUUCGUUGUCGCUCAAUAAACUUAGUAUUUUGCCGGUUGAUUUCGAAGGGAAGAUGAAGGUGAAUCAAUGGAUUUUGAUGUUAUCGAAAAUGGAAGCAGCGGAUGAAUUGAAAGAAGAACAAGCUAGACAAUUACAUUUUGAUUUGGAAUCUUCUUAUAAUUCGUUUAUGGCAGCUUUGCCUAAUCGUAGUAUUGGAUAAGUGAUGAAGCUUGAGCUGCAGCUUCAACCCAGCAAUUCAGCUCAACCUAGUGAUGCUUGAAAUUUUGAUCUGAAAAUUUAAU